AUGAUAGUCCCCAUUAUUUUCGCCAUAUUCGUGUUACAAGCACAUCUUUGGCGCAUGGUAGUGACGGAAUUUGAAGACCUAAACCAAAACUGGGGACCGCAUACGUAUGAAGAAGAUUCAGAAAACAAUAGACCGCUUUCGUUAGUUGUUAUCAGAAAAAAUUACACACAAUCUAGGCCAGUACCUUCUGUUGAGCAUGGGAAUCCUCCAGCCGACAAAGCCCAAAAUAAUCAAGGCCGCAAGCCCACUGACUGCGACGUUGCCACUUUAACUUGUUGUACAGUUCCUGUACUAUCAGCAGGUUAUGAAUGCCCUUUAAGGCAUGGUUGUACAAUGGCUAACAAUGAAAUUUGUAGUGCCAAAAACCUUUUGGAAGUAAUUCAAAAGUUUCAGAACCACUAUGGACAAUAA
This is a messenger RNA of Arctia plantaginis, 411 nucleotides long. NCBI's taxonomy places the organism in Eukaryota, Metazoa, Arthropoda, Insecta, Lepidoptera, Erebidae. The record is from the annotation of a GenBank genome assembly.